AUGGCAGCUUACAUGUGUAACUGAGUUGUGAUGUUUCAAUAGUAAACUGCAACGCUACAUGGUUUCCUGAGACCGCGCUGAGAGCAAAGAUCAUGACCGAGACCGUGGACGGCGCGACAGAGGGUGUCUCAUCGCUGACUGAAGUGGGAGAGCAUGUCACGAAAGAUGACAAGACGAACGAGGGAAAUCACGCCCCGGAGAAAGACGAGGCUAACAUGUACCGCUACAUCAAAGACGACCUUUUUACGUCUGAGAUUUACAAAGUGGAGAUCCAGAACCUGCCCAAGUACAUUGGCUUCAAUGACCUGAAGAAAUUCCUGAACAAGCAUAGCCUCAAUCCGCACAAGAUCAAACUCAUGGGGAAGCAGUCGUUCGCGUUUGUCACGUUUAAGAACCAAGAAGAGCGGGACAAAGCCAUGAAGGCGGUUCACGGGAUGCAGUGGAAGGGUCGAGUGCUUAGCGUGCGACUGGCUAAGCCUAAAGCCGACCCCAUUCUUAAGAAGCGUAAGCAGGAAGAGUCCGCGGCAGAGGGCGGGCAGCCGGCCUGUAAGAAACCUGCCGGAGGCCAAGACGAGGAAGAGGAGGACGAAGAACCUCUGAGUAUACAGAUCGCCAACGCGGUGACGCCGCUGUGGAACGUUCCCUACGAGGAACAGCUGCGUAGAAAAGAACAGGAGGUUGAAGGAGUUCUGCAGAGAUUAGCGAGGGAAAUUGGCAAUAACAACAAAGCUAUGCUUCCAUGGCUGUUCAUCCAGAAGGAGAAGUGUAAUAAAAUGUGCUGUCCGCUGGAAGCCAUACGCCCGUCCCCUGUCCAGACUGAAUACAGGAAUAAGUGUGAGUUUGUGAUUGGCAUGGGAGCUGACGGCGAGGAUAAGACAGUGGGUUUUCGGCUGGGGAAAUAUAAAGGGGGCUCGUGUGCUGUGGUGAGUCCCGGUGACACCAUCCAUGUCCCCGCCCAAGCCAAGAGAGUGGUCCAGGACUUCCAGCAGUACAUCAGAACAACUCCGUACUCCGUGUACAGUCCUGAGACGUAUGACGGCCACUGGAGACAGCUGACCGUCCGCACAAGCAGGACCAAUCAAAUUAUGGCAAUCGUCUUCUUCAACCCACAGAAACUUCCAGAAGAAGAGAUUGAGACCCUGAAGGGCUCGUUAAAACAGUACUUCACAGUCGGAGCAGGGAAAGACAGCGGUGUUACCUCUUUGUACUUUUUAAGGAUUGGACAGAGGACAUCUCCAAACACGGAGGACUUGCCGUGCGAACUGGUCGCAGGAGAUGAGUGGAUUCACGAGGAGCUUCUUGGAUUGAAGUUCCGGAUUUCUGCUCACUCCUUCUUCCAGACAAACACACUUGCGGCAGAGGUUCUUUACUCUGCGGUCGGGGAAUGGGCCCAGUUAGAUCAAGACAGCACGGUUCUGGAUGUGUGCUGCGGUACUGGAACUAUCGGAAUCUCUUUGGCAAAGAGAGUGAAGAAGGUGAUCGGAGUGGAGCUGUGUCAGGCGGCAGUGGAGGAUGCCAAGGUCAAUGCUGAAGCUAACGGCCUGACCAACGUGGAGUUCCACUGCGGCAAAGCUGAGGAUAUUUUUCCAACGUUGCUUAAUGCCGUGGUGUCCACAAAUCUCACAGCUAUCGUUGAUCCUCCCCGGGCAGGGCUACAUUCCAAAGUUAUUCUGGCCAUUAGAAGAGCUGAGAACCUCAAGAGGCUUGUGUACGUGGCCUGUAACGCCAAAGCCGCCAUGAACAACUUCACUGAUCUGUGCAGGGCUCCGUCUAAUCGGGUCCGAGGGGCUCCGUUCCGUCCUGUGAAAGCCAUGGCCGUGGACCUGUUCCCUCAGACCAUGCACUGUGAGGCCAUCCUACUGUUUGAGCGCGUGGACUACAGCAGUCAAAGCGCCGACGCCGCGGAACAGCAAACUGCAGACGGCUAGAGAACAGCGUUUCCCCGUCCUCUGUUUCCCUCCUCCGCAGAACAGAGACUCUUCCCAGUGCCUCUGACCUGCUCGCUGGAUACGCCCUGACAAAGCCGUGUUUGUUCUGUGCCUUUUUUUUUGGUUUGUUUUGGUUUUUUUUGACAUGUUCGUGCAGACUUGCGUUAAGUUGAACGUUCUUUUCGUCAGGGAGGGAAACCAUCUUUUUUUCUAUUGGAGAAAGGAGAUUAGCAGUGUUCCUAUUGGACAGCCUUGGUUGGUUAGCAGCGUUCCUAUUGGGCGGCCUUGAUUUGGUUUGUGGAUGUUCAUUUAAAACACCCUGCCAACUGCUUGGCUCACUUAGCAAGUUGUAACCGGUUCUCAAGCCACAUCAUAAACUGUCUUAAGUUCACCUACA
Chanos chanos (milkfish) is the source of this 2325-nucleotide messenger RNA. It is a transcript of the gene trmt2a, whose product is annotated as tRNA methyltransferase 2A. Bases 93 to 1928 code for a protein of 611 amino acids. The record is from RefSeq and is a predicted model, not a curated record. Gene Ontology annotation, molecular function: RNA binding; RNA methyltransferase activity. Gene Ontology annotation, biological process: RNA processing. Lineage: Eukaryota; Metazoa; Chordata; Actinopteri; Gonorynchiformes; Chanidae. The transcript has 12 exons.